AUGUACCCAGCGCCCCUUUCCCCAAACUGGACCCACGCCCGCCACCUCGCUCGCAAUUUCGUCAGCCAAUUAAACAUCACAGAAAGAUCAAACAUGGUAACAGGCACCUACCAUGCCACUACUCUCGACGGCGAGUUCAUGAAUUGUAUCGGCAACAUCAGUCCCAUCCCGCGUCUCAAUUUCACAGGAAUUUGUUUGAACGAUGGACCCGCCGCUGUUGCUCGUCAAGAUCUCAUCAGUGUUUUUCCUUCUGGUGUCACAUUAGCUGCAACAUGGGAUCGUGACUUGGUAUUCCAAAGUUACAGGGCGUUGGGGCAGGAAUUUAGAGAGAAGGGUACGCAUGUUGCUUUAGGACCAGUAGCAGGACCCCUCGGUCGUCAUUCCUUGGGAGGUCGCAAUUGGGAAGGAUUUUCCCCUGAUCCCUAUCUCACCGGUCAUCUAAUGACCGCUUCCAUAACCGGCAUGCAAAGCGUUGGGGUCCAAACCUCUUCCAAACAUUUCAUCGGCAAUGAACAAGAAACCCAGCGAACCAACUCCCAACUUCCAGACGGAACGAACAUCGAUGCGGUUUCUGCCAAUAUCGAUGAUCGAACCCUUCAUGAAUUAUAUCGCUGGCCCUUUACAGAUGCAGUACGUGCUGGUACCACUUCAAUAAUGUGUAGCUAUAACCGCGUCAAUGGAACUUACGCAUGUGAAAAUCCGCAUCUACUCAACGAUAUCCUGAAAGGCGAAUUGGGAUUCCAAGGCUACGUCGUCUCGGAUUGGUUCGCCACACAUUCCGGAUAUCCUGCCGCAAACGCAGGUCUCGAUAUGGACAUGCCUGGGUACGUUUCCCAAAGCGCCAUAUAUACCGGUGAAACAUAUUUCGGUCCCCAUCUCAUCUCCGCCAUCCAAGCGGGCAAUAUGACGGAAGAUAGAUUAGACGAUAUGGUCACCCGAAUCAUGACACCUUAUUUUCUCCUUAAUCAAUACAGCGAUUAUCCCACUCCCGACCCGAGCCAAGCAUACGUCCUAGCAAACAUGUACGGCUUCGAUUUCGGCGACCAAAUUCCCGCCCGUGACGUCCGCGCUAAUCACUCCUCUCUGAUACGAAAAAUCGGCUCUGCAGGAACCGUCCUCUUAAAGAAUACCAACAACAUACUCCCAUUAUCCAAACCCCUAAAUAUAGGCAUAUUCGGCAAUUCCGCUCCCGACCCUACUGACGGUUUCUCCUGGCCGCUAGACGUCCCCACCAACGGCUUCGACAUUGGCACCCUCGAUAUCGGCGGUGGAUCCGGCUCCGCUCGUCACACUACCCUCGUAUCCCCUCUCGCUGCCCUCCGAAACCGUGCCGCUACAUACGGCGCACGCAUCCAAUAUCUCACCAACAACGCACUCCUUUCCACCUUCUCUUUCGGCAGCAUCUACCCCACCCCAGAAAUCUGUCUCGUAUUCUUCAAAACCUUCUCCUCAGAAGGUGUAGAUCGUGAAUCCUACCCCCUAGACUGGAACUCCACCCUCGUCGUAAACAACGUCGCAUCUUUCUGCCACGGCAACACCAUCGUCGUCACUCACUCCUCCGGGAUAAACACUCUCCCCUUUACCCAAAACCCCAACGUCUCCGCCAUCCUCCUCGCCCAUUACCCUGGCGAAGAAUCCGGAAACUCCAUCGUCGACAUCCUUUUCGGGGACGUCAACCCCUCCGGAAAACUCGCCUACACAAUCCCCAUCCACGAAACAGACAUGCACAUCCCCAUCGUGAAUCUCAGCAACUCCGAAGUCCAAACCAAGGGAGCUAAUGCCUGGCAAAGUAAUUUCACCGAAGGCCUCGCAAUCGAUUACCGAGGUUUCGAAAUGAAAAAUGUAACUCCCCUCUACGAAUUCGGAUGCGGAUUAAGCUAUACGACGUUCAAUCUCACUUCCUCUCCCUCCAUCCAAAACCUCACAAACCAAUCCGUCACCGCGCGUCCGGAUCCCCUCUUCCCCAUCCUCCCAGGCGGAAACGCAGAUCUGUAUACCCCUCUCUUCACCCUCACCACCAGCGUCAAAAAUACAGGAAAUCGUACGGGCGCCACAGUUUUCCAAAUGUAUAUUUCUCUCCCGGAAAAAACUACGCCCGAAGAAACCCCGAAGAAAGUGUUGCGCGGGUUUGAAAAGGUGGAGAUGGAGGGGGGAGAGGAGAAAGAAGUGGUGUUUUCGGUGCAGAGGAGAGAUGUGAGUUAUUGGGAUACGGUAUUGGGGGAUUGGGUUGUGCCGGAGGGGGAGAUAGGAGUUAUGGUAGGGUUUAGUGUGCAGGAUUUGAGAGCGAGGAUGGGGGUUGUGGUUAGAUAG
Molecule: messenger RNA, 2310 nt
Organism: Botrytis byssoidea
Lineage: Eukaryota; Fungi; Ascomycota; Leotiomycetes; Helotiales; Sclerotiniaceae
Exons: 2
Coding region: 1-2310 (769 amino acids)
Biological process (GO): glucan catabolic process
Molecular function (GO): beta-glucosidase activity
Source: RefSeq, a predicted model, not a curated record